UGCACCAAUUACUAAACCUUUGGCCACCAAUUACCAAAUGUAUUGUUCUGCUCACUAUUCAAUUACAUAACCAUAAACCCUUCUUUCUAGUUGACUAAAAAUUCUCACGACUAGUAUAUAUUUAGUAUCAGGCUCCAUAAUCUGGCAUCAACAGCAGUAAGAGAGGGAGCUAGCUUAAGUUAUGGAAGAAAAGGUAGCAGCUGAACAAGUUCAUAAACAAGAACAGAUUAAUGAAGAGGAGUCCGAUGCUGUACAAAACUAUGUAAGAGAAGUGGAGAACAGAGAAGAAAAAGCUGAUGGUAUUGAAGUUGAAAAGCCACAAAUACCAAAGGAAAUAGAGGAGGAAAAAAAUGAAAGCAAAGCAGAAACAGCUAUUGAUGAUAACAAGCAAUCACAGGCAAAAAAAGUGGGAGGAAACCAGGCAGAUAUAACAAAGAAACCAAAACAGGCACCAAAGCAAAUUCCCAAGAUGAAAAUCACAGUUCCUCAACCAUUUUCCUUGGCCACUGACAAAAGAAUGUCUAGAGAAAGACGAGCUUCGGUGGAUUUUAAAGAUCAGCAACUUCCUAAACUAUCCAAAUCUGCUAGUGUCAACUACAAGGUGCAGUCCUCGCCUAGUGCUAAAGAUCUGGUGGCCUCUGAGCUGAAGCGUAGUGCUACUACUGCAUCAAAUUCCAGGCCGAGAGUUACAUCUACCAAAACUGAUGAUAAGAAAGUUGAGAACGGUGUAAAAACUAAAGAAAAAAUUCAGGUGAAGGACAUCCAAAACAAAUCUUCACUAUCCAUUCCCAAGAAGAACCAAGCAGAGGAAUCGGAGACUAAUAAACUUCGGAAGAACUCAACAUUCAAAACAUUGCCAUUGCCAAGCUUCAUUCGUCGGAAAGAAUCGACCUCAAAACCUGACAUAAAGAAGGUUCCUACAACUGGUCCAAGGUCUGCUCUGCCUGGCCGCCAAGGACACAAGUCUAUCAGCGAUGCUGAGAAGAACAAAACCAAAAACAUAGGCAAGAACACCGUUUCAAGAACAAUAAGCAGCAGUGCGAAGGAGACUAUAAGCAAACUAAUCAAAGGGACUCGGAAGGCUUUGAAUCCUUCAAAAGAGACUGUUAAAUCUGUUGUUUCAAUUGCCUGAUUGACGAUGCAGACCAGGACUUCGUGAUGACACGGCAAUUAAUAGCGUGUUCUUGUUCAAUUGUUAAGAGUUAUUUUCUGCAGUGGAAUUUGAGAUGCCACAACAUGUGGCAGAGAUAGAAUACACAUCAAUUUAGGAUUUAUCCUCCCUCCCUUGUAUGCAAUGAAUCCAUGUGGUAAGUAUUAUGUAAUGUUAAUUAGCCAUGAUCUUGAGAUAUGGCAAACCCAGAUUAGCAAAGAAGCUCUCUUUUCACUUCCAGAGAUGGAACUUACAGUUUGAGUUUUUUUUUGUUUUUAGGUAAAAA
Molecule: messenger RNA, 1436 nt
Organism: Populus euphratica (Euphrates poplar)
Lineage: Eukaryota; Viridiplantae; Streptophyta; Magnoliopsida; Malpighiales; Salicaceae
Exons: 6
Coding region: 182-1132 (316 amino acids)
Source: RefSeq, a predicted model, not a curated record